CGGAGAGAAAGAAAGAGAGAGAGAAGAAAAGAGAAGCUCUUUGGUUUUCUCUUUCUCCUUUUCCCCAUUUGUUAAUCGAAUUCUUUUCCCCGUUUCCCUUUUCCGAGCUUUCUCUUCUCUUCUCCUCCUUCCUCCCGUUUAAGCCCCUGCUCAUUACUGCUCCUCUCGCGAGCACUAACAGCUUCAUUAAUGGCGGAUUAGACCUCCUCCUCUAUCUCUCUCUCUCUCUCCGUAGCCUUGGGUUUCUGGAAGCGAAACCAAAGCCGGAGUCUCCAGCUGGAGUUCAGCGAAAGAAGUAAGAGUAUAGAAGGAAGCGAACUCGGGGAAGAAUGCUGGACGGACUGUUAGGUCGAGGCUUUGCUGCGAAAUGCAAAUCGCUGAUAAAACAGACCAAGAUCCGGAUCGAUGUGAUUCGAAGGAAGAGGAGCGCGACUCUCAAGUUUCUAAAAAAGGACGUGGCUGAUCUGCUCGCCAAUGGACUCGACAUCAACGCUUACGGCAGGGUUGGUUCCCCGUCGAUAAUCAUCUUCUCAUGCUAUGGCGAUUUUGCUUGUUCUUUUGUGGCUCACUGCCUUGAUGAUGUCUUUGUUCGUGAUGGUGUAAAAUUGGAACAGGCUGAAGGACUUGUUGGAGAAUUGGUCUUAUCCUCUUGCUAUGAUUUUGUUGAGCGCUGUUGCGAUCUUGUGGUGAAGCAUCUCUCCGUCUUGCAAAAGAUGAGACAUUGUGCAGAGGACUGCAGGGAAGCUGUGUCUUCCUUGAUGUUUGCAGCCGCAAGAUUCUCAGAUCUGCCAGAGUUGCGAGACCUUAGGCAGCUUUUUCUGGAGAGAUAUGGCGAUUCCUUGGAAUUGUAUGUGAAUCAAGGGUUUGUUGACAAUAUGUCUGCAAAACCUGUAACGACGGAGAAGAAAGUUCAACUGCUGCGAGAUGUUGCAUCAGAGUUCUCCAUCAGAUGGGACUCCACAGGUUUUGAACAGAGGAUAUCUAGACCUUCUCCUGUGAAGGCUCAACUUAGAAGUCCUUCACUUGCUGGGAGCGGUAAAUCGGACCUAACUAAUGGCAAGGACAACAUCAACCAAGGUGUUAAACGUGAUGCCCAAUCCAAAGCAAGGCAAGAACAGAAUGAUAACCGUGGAUUUCGGUUAAUCAAAGAAGAGAAACCCGACUGGAAAAGAGACAACCCGAAUCCUCCUCAUCAAAGGACUGAAGUUCCCAGCAUGGUCGACAAAAUGCAAAACGGAGGAGAAAAAGAACCUACUCUGAGGAAGACGAAAUAUGACUCGUCUCCUCCAGCAAGGCCAGAAAUCCCUGUGGUAAAGAAGCAUGAAAUUCCUAAGCAGGCUACUCCUCCGAGAACGGUGGGUUUGGGCAGUUCCUCUCGGAAGACACAGCAGGCAAGCAUUGAUGACAGACUGAGCAACACUCCUCCCAAAUCAAAUGGCAUCGAUACCACAACUCAUGGAAAGCCAGAACCUUCUCCUAGCUAUGCCGGAAUGUGGGCAAAGGUCAACAGCAAAGAUCCAUUGACUAUUAUUGCAUCUCCUGGUCAACACUCUGCAGCAAAAAUUACGAGAGAUGCACAGGAAGACGAAGCACAGAAGUUCAAAUCUUUCUACAACAACGCCAUCCCGCCUCCUUACACUCGACCCAAUACUAAGCCGAAGGAUACCAAGUCUGCUAUCAACGCAUCAGCAUCUCCAACUACGGUUUUAGACACCGGUGCAGUUGAUACAUCCAGAGCACAAGAAAGGAUCAAUCAUGGCUAUCGCUCCGAGAACAACGAUCCACGACCAGCCAAGGGUGCCGAUGAACAUGUCUUCGACACCAAGGUGUACUAUCAAGGCGAGACGGUAGUCAACCCCAUACCGAAACCACGGCCCUCUUCACGGAGACGACACCAGAAGCCACAAACUAGCCACGAGGAUGCCGCCGGUGGCAUGGAAAGCGCGGGAGUGGCGAAGAGGAAAUCGAGAAGCAGGAACCGAAAGGACGACUCGAGGCGAGGCCUGCAGAUCCUGUUCGACGACGAGGUGCAUCAGAACGACGAGGAGGAAAGGAUAAUCGACAAGCUGCUGAUACACUACAGCAAGAAACCUACCGCAUUUGAUCCCGAACCUUCCCAGGUUCGAAGGAAGUCGUCAAGGAGUUCCAGUCGUCAUCAUUCCCGUGAUCCGAGCACUGAAGCAUCUUCCCAUCCAUCAAGAUCAUUCUCUCUCCCCAGCGAGCAACCAUCAACGGCAGCACCACCUCAGGGGAACAAAGUGUUCGCUCGUGCCGCUACCCUCGAGCCAGACCGGUCAGCCGCCGCUCGACACGUGCAUCCCAAGUUACCGGACUACGACGACUUGACCGCCCGGUUCGCAGCUCUGAAAGGGAGGUAA
Molecule: messenger RNA, 2378 nt
Organism: Linum tenue
Lineage: Eukaryota; Viridiplantae; Streptophyta; Magnoliopsida; Malpighiales; Linaceae
Source: the annotation of a GenBank genome assembly